AUGCCAGGCCAGAGAUACAACUCCGCCCGUGCAUCGUUCACGACAGCACCACGCCCCGGUCUGAUAGUCCAACGCCACCACUGUCGCAAGGCAGAGUAUUGCGAAAGCCACCCGGAGCUUUGCCGAGCUUCGAUGCCUGUGCCUUCGCGGGUGCCGAGAUCGAAUUCAACUCCGACUCACUCUCCCCGGUCGAGUGAAAAGACUCGUCACAGCCCGCGGGUCAAACCAGACCCGAGAUGCACUUGCCAGCGGUCCGCUUCUCCUCAUAAGCAGGUGCCUCAUCCAAAGCCAGUGUCUCCAUCCAAGUCUACCAGACCUGAUGUUCCACAUUGUAUCUGCUUCUUCAUGGAUGGGUAUCACGGGGAUGACUCCGGAUAUUAUACCCAUUAUGAAGAUGACACUGCUACCGAGACCUCCACUCAGGCCAUGCCAGGGGAUGUGGAUGAGACACGUUGUGUUUUUCAUCACCGCUGUCGUCCGAGGUUUGAGCGUGGGAUUGGCUGGGUGUGCGGCAGGAAGUGA
This is a messenger RNA of Penicillium hordei, 522 nucleotides long. RefSeq lists its product as uncharacterized. The transcript has a single exon. The coding region runs from base 1 to 522 and encodes 173 amino acids. The record is from RefSeq and is a predicted model, not a curated record. NCBI's taxonomy places the organism in Eukaryota, Fungi, Ascomycota, Eurotiomycetes, Eurotiales, Aspergillaceae.